GUGUGAAAUAAACCUGUAGAACUCUUACAUAUUUCAACAUAAUUAUGGCAACCAAGAAGUUUCUAUCUCUUAUAUACUUGAUGGUGUUGGUUCAAAUCUUUCUACCAAUGAUUUCAGGACAAACCAAAGAAUGUUUUCUGCAACAACCAUGUGAAAACUCACCGACAUGCGAUGAGUUUUGUAAAUCUAAAGGAUACAUAAAAGGAGGAUAUUGUCAACACUAUCUUGGCCCAAAUCACAACAAUUGUUGCUGCUACCUUGUUGAUUCAGAAAAGUUUUUCAAAUUCGAUGAUACCAAUGUACUCAUUACUAAUUAGUUCAUCAUUGUAGUCAUUGCCGGUCCGGAUCAUUUGACGCCUAUAGCGUACUAAAAAAUAAUGCCUUUAAACAUAUUAAUUUUUACUACAUUUUAAAUAUACUAAAAAUUAUAUCAAAAAUUAUUCUUUUUAAGUGUAAUAUUCAAGUGGUUCUUAACCAAGGAUUUCCUAAUUACUCAAUCAAUACACUGAAGCAAAGAAAGCCAUAUGGCCGCAUUGUAUAAAAUCAUAAUGGAUUUCGAUUCAUUGUAUUUUAAGUAUAAUCAUAUCAAUCAUAUACAACACUAGACCUAAAUGAAUCAAAUACCACUCACACAGAUUGGCCGCCUGUCUUGCGUCAACCUAGACAAUCUUUAGAUCUUGCCACAUUAAGACCAUCCGCAUCAGCGGUUUAUGGGGGGGGAGGGGAUCAUGGGCUUGGGAUCUUAGGCCCGAUCAAUUAAAAGAAAAUGUAAAAUGGGUAUAUAUCGCUGAACCGGGCCUUAGUUAUGAACCCGUAAGGGGCGAGUUCAAGCCACGCGUCACGCACAGAUUGGCUGGUCGUUUCCGCGUUGACGUUGUGGAAAGACGGGAUUUCGCGUUAUUUCAUUCAUUUCUCUCUUCUCUCAAAAAAGCUAGGGUUUUUCAUCCUCGCGGCGAUCUUCCGUGCGACGGCGAAUUCCGUAGGUUUUGUCCAUCAAAUCGACGACGGUCUCUGUUCUCGACGCUCUAAGGUGAGUAUAUAGUUGAUUAAAUAUGGAUUAGAGUCGAUUUGGGGGUUUGUUUCGAAUUGCGAAUUGUGUGAUUCAAAAUCGAUUUGGGGUUUUUUUCCUUAGGGUUCUUAAUCGAUAAGGGAGUUCGAUUGAGAGUUCGUUUAAUCAUAUUCCAUCAUUAUUAUGUGCUAAUACUAUCGAUUUGUGGCACAGAUGGAUCCGGCUGAAGAGAAAAGAAAUUCAAAGAGGCAAAUCGAUUACAACAACAUGUUAGGGUUCGUGGCCGAUUCAGAGUACAGGAUUCCAAGAAAGUGUCCAUGUGGUGGGAGAAUCAUUGAUGAGGUUAGACGGAAGGACGAGUACGACACUCAUCCGGGGAAGCGGUUCUUCACCUGCAUAAACCACGAGGUUAUCUUUUUUCGCUUUGAUUAUCGUUUAUGGGUUUCAUCAACUACAAGUCUCUGAUAUUUUUUAAUGUUGUACCCAAGGCUGAUGGGUUCCAUUAUCGUCAGCCUUGGGUGAUAGGUGUGCAGGAGGAGAUCGAGAGGUUGACUAAGCGGGUGGUGAAGGCUGAAGACGUCACGAGGGGGAUGUCGAAAGUCACUAAACAGAUUGAGACACUGGAGGUUAGUGAACUUUCUUUGCUGUUUCAUUCCUCUUACAUGUUUGAUUUUAGUUAUGUACUUCUUUAAGCGUGACUAACACUUUAUGUUUUAUGUUUCCAUGUCCAGGAACAGGUACAAAUCCUCUCUGGGCAGGUGGCUGACCUGGAGAAGGUUUGCUUCGAAUGAAAAGCAAAGGUAAGACUCGACAUAACUGUAGAGGUUGUUUGCAAUUGCCUGUUUGAAAAACUUGAUUGCUAUAUGUCUGUUCGAAAUUGUUAAUGUAUAUUUAAAAGUAGAACUAGAAGUAGAAUUUUAACAUACGAAGCUAACUUGUUUAACCGUGGAAAAAAACAACUUGAACACACAAACAUAUUAACACGUAACCAAACCUUAAACUACAACGAUAACUAGAUGUCUAAGUAGAACUUAAAAGUAGGUAUCAUUAAUUAUCUUCUGGUUGUUGGUUGCUGUUAUGAAUGUUCGAUAGUACUUAGCUGUAGUUAACUUUGGUGAGUGAUUUGAUGUCUAGUUACUGCUUGUAACAACUUGUAAUGGCUUUUGUAAUGAAUGUUUGGUAGGUAUAAUUUGUUUAAUUGUUCACAAACUAGUUUAUAAACAUAGCAAAUCCGCCACUCCAAACACAGAAACAUAUAAACAACAAACCCAACCUAAACCACAAUGGAACCUUUCUCUUUUAAUCCUCCCGGGUUUGUUAACCUUUUACCUUCGCAGAGAAGUCUACCAAUAGACGUUGACUCUGCUGAGGCAGCUGGUAUCUCUCCCGGGAUAGUGAAACCAUUGGAAAGGAGAAAGUGGGUACGCAAAGAAGACCUCGUUCUCAUCAGCGCUUGGUUGAACACGAGUAAAGAUCCGAUAGUCAGUAAUGAGCAGAAGGCAGAAGCGUUUUGGAAGAGAAUUGAAGAGUACUUCAACUCAAGCCCUCAGCUCAUUGGCGCCGUUCCUAGAGAAUGGAGUCAAUGUAAGCAGAGGUGGGGAAGGGUAAAUGAGCAGGUGUGCAAGUUUGUGGGAUGCCACGAAGCGGCUUUGAAGGAGCAAGCCAGUGGCCAAAAUGAGAAUGAUGUCAUGAAGGCUGCCCAUGACAUCUUCUUAAAUGACUAUGGUGCCAAGUUCACAGUUGAGCAUUGCUGGAGGGAGCUCAGGUUUGAUCAGAAAUGGCGAUCUUUCUCCUGCUCCAAAGAUGGUGGGAAGGAGAAACGGAAGGAAGCAUGUCCGGAGGUGGUGGCUGACGAUGAAGAGGUUAGGCCUCCGGGUGUAAAAGCGGCAAAACGCAAGAAGCACGGGAAUGAACACGCUUAUGAUCAAGUUCAGAGUAUGCUAGCUAUGAAAAAUAGCAUUUCCAAACAGAAGAUACUUGAGCGUCUCCUAGGCAAGAAUGAAGACACACUUUCUGAUGAAGAAGUGUGUCUUAAGAAAAACUAAUCUCGGAAAUGCUAUGAUUUGGUGAGUGCCUUGAAUUUGCUUGAAUAUUAGAGGUCUAGAUUCUGUUUAGGUUGAUUGGCUUAGGUUGUGAAUAUGUUCUAUAUCUUUAAUCUCUUUUCUUUACUUGAUUGAAUAAUUGAGCUUGUGAAUAUGUUAAGCUUUAUUGAAUCUCUUUUAGUGUACUUGAUUGAAUCUGUUUGCUUUUCUUUUGCAGGACAGGGAGUGCAGGUGACAGUUUGGAGGUCACGGGUGUUGGAGCUCACGGGUGUUGGAUGUUUGCUGGCUGUUUGUUUCACGGGUAGUUUGACUUUAGUCACGGGAAAGUGUACCAUUUUGUUUCUGGGUACACUUAAUAUGUAUCACGGAUGUAAUAUGUUCUGAACUUGUAUCACGGAUGCUCUUAUCUCAUUUUCUAAACUCUCUAUAUAAUGUCGAUGUAUGAACUCUCUUUCUAUGCACCUCUCUAAGAAUAGCACUUCUCUUUCUUUUAAAGUGUAUGUUUGUUUCUCUCUGCUUUCUAUGCACCUCUCUAUUUAUGUUUCUAAAAGGAUAAACCUCUUCUCUUCUCCUCUAUCACUCAGUCAAACGAUGAAGCCAUCUCCAUCUUCAUCUCAGUAAAGACGCUCUCCAUCUCAGUCAAACUGCCAUACGGGCAACUCAAACACACAAACAAGGUAAUUAGGAGUUGUUGCU
Brassica napus (rape) is the source of this 3747-nucleotide messenger RNA. Its product is annotated as glutathione S-transferase T3-like. The coding region runs from base 2293 to 3054 and encodes 253 amino acids. NCBI's taxonomy places the organism in Eukaryota, Viridiplantae, Streptophyta, Magnoliopsida, Brassicales, Brassicaceae. The record is from RefSeq and is a predicted model, not a curated record. The transcript is spliced from 3 exons.